Molecule: messenger RNA, 5017 nt
Organism: Ruditapes philippinarum (Manila clam)
Lineage: Eukaryota; Metazoa; Mollusca; Bivalvia; Venerida; Veneridae
Product: TLC domain-containing protein 5-like
Exons: 4
Coding region: 156-1076 (306 amino acids)
Cellular component (GO): membrane
Source: RefSeq, a predicted model, not a curated record
AUUGAUGUUAUCUUUGACCUUGUGAUGAUAUGAAGAUAAAUUAUACUGACAACUUGUUAUCAUUUGUUUGACAAUUAACAUUUAUAUAAUCUUUCAACUAUUGAUUUAGUUUAAGUACUCUUUAAAUGCUGGGCAAUAUUUAAUAAAAGACAAUCAUGUCGUAUGCUGAGUUGGUAGUGAUUGACGGUUCAGACCUCACUAAUUUACUGAUAGCCUGUUUUACCUGGUCAACACUCUACUUCACACUGUGUAUUUUAAACCCUAAACGUAGCUAUGAGUGGCACAUACGUACAGUCACACUAAUUCAUGCUGUUUUGGUGUCACUUCUAGGAGCUUAUGGUGCUAUUGUUAUUGGACCAUGGCCAUUUACUCAGUCAGGUGGACACAGCACACCAUAUCAACAUUAUGUGAUCACUAUGUCUCUGGGCUAUUUCUUGCUGGAUCUAUCAUGGUGUCUGUACUUUAAGACAGAAGGUCCUGUUAUGUUGGUACACCACACAAUGAGUAUAGUUGGACUAACUGUUUGUUUUCUGUUGAAGUACUAUGGUAUAGAAAUGAUAACCACCUUGUUUGGGUCAGAGGUCACCAAUCCUUUAUUGCAGUGCCGUUGGUUUCUACGUGAGACUAAUAACUACGAUUCAAUUCUCGGAGAUGUUGUCGACGUUGCCUUUAUGACAUUGUUUGGACUCUUUAGAAUAGUCCUAGGAACUUGCUUGCUGUAUUCAUACUUCGGACAAGAGAGCACAGAUUGGUUGGGUAGAUUGGCUGGUGUUCUUAUAUACAGUAUGGGGUGGGUUUUCUGGGUAAACAUUGUGCAGUAUAGUAUAAAGAAGUACAGAAAAAAGUAUGGUAAAUCAAAGUCUAAGUCAAAGACCACUAAUAAUAACAUUGAUGUAAAUGGUAAAGAAAAUAAUGGAGAGCUCAAAUUAAAUGGUAGUAUUGAACCUAAAAAUGGUUAUGUACAGACAAAGGAAAACGGUGCAGUUUCAAAUGGGCAUGUACAUAAAAGACAUGUAAAUGGGGCAGGUAGAAGUACAGAAAUUGUGACAGAGGAACAUGUAGCAUCAAGGUCCUAGGCGUAAUUAUGUUGUAGCUAAGAUUAACUUGUUGUCAUGUAAUGUACAUGUAUGCAAUCAUGUGAACAAAUUUGCUACCUUGAUACAUAUAAUUUUUCGAAAUCAUGCAAUGAAAGCAUAAUGAGUAAAUUGCAAUAUUACACAAUACUGUAUUUUGUGAGAUAAAAUGAAAUCUUGAUAUUAAAUAAAACAUACAUAUAGGCAUAAUGGGAUUAGUUAUAUGUAUAAGUAACUAAACGACCUUUUUAAUUUUGAUAUCUAGUUACUAUUGUACUUGUUUACAUUAUUUUGUAUUUAUUUUCAUCUAAAUAGAUAUUUUUUUAUUGUCUUUAAAAUUUAAACAUUUUCACCAAAGAUUUUCUGUAUUUUAUUGAUUCUAAAAUAGGUUGCAGCUUAUUUAAACUUAAGAAGUAAAAUACAGUAUUUUAGAAAAACCUCAGAAUUAUUUCAGUAUUGAAAUUUGAAAUACUUUACAAAAAAACCUCACUUGAAUUAAAAAAGAAUUAUUUUAUGGUAUAUUUUGACCAAAUUUUAUUUUCAAAAACAUUGAUUAUUUUCAAAAAAGUUAACAUACAUUAUAUGUAUGAACAAUCAAUCAGUCAACAACUGGCAAAUUUUUUUUUUUUUUUUUUUUUUUUACUUACACUUUUUGUUUAGAGUCAUUAUUAGUUCCUUUUCAUUAUUAUUUUUCAUUAGUGUCAAUGUAUGUACUGACUAUUUUUGACAAUUAAAGUAUUAAAUUUGUGCUCGUGAAUGUUUUGGAAUUGUAUGUUUGACUUACUUUUAAGUUUAUUAACGGGGGAAACAACCAACCCGAACAACAUUAUAGUUAAAGGAACUCCACUGAUGUAAACAUAAAAUUUUAAUUUUAUACAUAAAUCAGCUGGGGCACUUUAAACAGAGAAAUGCAAAAUAUAAUCGAGAAAUAUACUCGGAAAAUACUUUGAAAUUCGUAUUUUUGUGCAAUUCUUAGCCUGAUUUGAGUGAAAAGCAAUUUGCAAUGCUUAGUAUUUUAAUUAGUUUAUAACAAAAAAAUAUUGCUCUCUGUCUUCUAUGCAUUUAUUGAAAUAUUUGUUUGCUAGUAAUUUUAACAUUUUUGUUACUUCUGUAAUUUGAUGAAAUACAUUGUAUGUUUUGAUUACAUUAGAGAAUGAUGUUUAUAUCAUAGUCAGACAUAAUAUAAUGGGACAAGCAAUUGAGCAGUGCCAUGACAAAACCAACAUAAUGGGUUUGCGGUCAGCAUGGAUCUUGACCAGCCUACGCAUCCGGGCAGUCUGAUCAGGAUCCAUGCUGUUCGUUUACCAACCCUAUUGCAAGUAGAGAAAAUGAUAGCGAACAGCAUGGAUCCUGAUCAGACUGCGCGGAUGCGCAGGCUGAUCUGGAUCCAUGCUGGUCGCAAACGCACUAUGUUGGUUUUGUCAUAACACAGCUCAAUUGGAGUUUAGUGCUGCAUAAUCUUUUCAUGCAUUCAGACAGAGGCACAUAUAUGGCUAAUUUGAUCUAUAUUUUGUCCUUUAGUAUUUAAAUAGUCAUGACAUGAUGUUUUGAAAAUUGAUCAGUAUAUUUUUUUUAUUAAAACAGCUUUAUUUUAUGACUGAAUCACUAUGCGUAUGAAAUGAUGGCUGGUCAGUAUAGAGCCAGGCCUGAGACUGCACCGAUGUGUAGUCUCACCAGGAUUUAUACUGUAGACUUACUAAGCUUUCAUCUCCAAAGUAUUGAGUAUUUCCAAAAGGGUUAUAAUAGACAAUUCCAAAAAUGGAAGGUGGACAAGUCCAUUUAAGAAAUUGAAGUUAAAUUGACCAACUUUCCAAAGACAUUAUGUUCAACAUUGAUGUCUUGCCAUUUCAUAAAAUGUUAUUUUGGAUGUUUAUAAUGUUGGAAACUAGGAAAGAGUAAAAAAUUAUAAGGAAUGUUUUCUGGCUGUCUCUGUGCCUGUUUUCUCCUACACCACUUAAUCAGUUUUAAUAAAGUUUGACUGGAAUUAUUGAAAUUAUAACUUCUUGGGUAUAUGGGAAGAAAUUUGACUUUUGACUGAUGUAUGAUAACAUGUAGAGUUAAAAGUGUUAAGUAACCUGCAGUCAAUGUGGUGGACUGGGUUUAUUUGGGGACAUACAUCAUCAUUCAUAAAUAAGGAAUUCAUUUUCUAUGUGACACUGUCUGUUUUAAAGAAGGACAUGGUAUUUUUAUACUUUAUUUUAUACAAUGAUUUAUAGUUUUUCAUGCAUUAUUGGUGUCAUGUAUGACAUACAUGUAUAUCUGCUGUAUUAAUAUUGCAUGCUGUGAUUUCUUAUAUAAUUUAUAUACAUGUACAAUGUAUUAUAUCUUGUCUAGACUAGAUUAUGAUUCCAGAGCCAGUAAAAUAUGUAUGAUUCCCUUGAUAAAUUGUGUGAUACCAUGAAUAAGAUCCAUUAAAUUAUUGAAUGAUAGCAUAAUAUAGAUCUCCUGUAUAUUUUACAGAAUAAGACAAAAACUUUUGAUAUAUGAUAAAUAUGAUUGGCUUAUGUUCUUAUUUCUAGAUAUGUUUACAAUAAAUAAUGAUAUUGUCCUGAAGAUUUUAGGUUGUUAAAUGAGAUAUAAGUAAUAAGCUUUUUACUGUGCUCCUCUUUACUACCCACCAUUUUUAGACCUGUCAUGAAAGGUAUAUACAAAUGUAUGUUGUUCAAACAGCUACUGAUAUUUUUAUACUUUUAUAAAUUCAAGUAUAUGAUGUUUUGAUUCCAAAUUAUGUUGUACAUUUUGUAAUGUGCCAUUAUAUAUAUAUUUACAUAUAGUAUAUUUAUAUCUUUUUUUACCCUGACAGAUUCAGUACAUAAAUUGUUUGAAAUUUUAUGCCAAAGAAGUAAUAGGAUGAUUGGGACAUUUUUGCUUGAAAUGAAAUUCUUUACCAAAUCAGUUAACAUUGAAGGUAUGUUUGAAUCACACAUCAUAUGUCACUGUCUAUCCAUGAAUAUUUACAAGUCACAUAUGCACAAGUAUAAACCACAUGUUAAAAUAAAAUAGGAAAACAGCAGAUUUUCUAUUACUUUCAUGCCUUAUGUUUUUAAGUAAAUUCUAAUGAUUUUUUUCUGCAUAUUAAAAUGUGCUCACUUAUGAGGUCAUCAAAUCAUGACAUCACAAUGUACAUUCUGAAAAAUAUAAUUUUAAAAUUUUUCUCAAAUUUUGUUAAAAUUUAAAAUGUGCAAAAUAGCUAUGUGCUUCCCAUAAUUUUGUACAUUUUACUUGACAAAGCAUAUUUCUGGCCAAAUUUCCAUGCAAGUUUUGAUAUUAUUCUUUUCACUUAUAAUCAAAUAUUGUUGUGCUGCAGUGAAAUAAAAUUUUGAUGACUUCUAACUCUUCUAAAAAGCAUGCAUUAGAAUUGCAGUCUGGACAAUGGUGAAUAGAGUUACAAAGACAUGUGCUUUGAUUUAUACCUUCAUGUGUGCUAGGGCUAAGUUUGAUUUUGUUAAAUGUAAUUAUUUGAUUAUGCAGAAUUAAUGUGGUAAUAGUCUUUAACUUAUUAUUAUGCAAUUAUUUUGUAAUACAUUGUGGAAUGUGAUGUGUUAGUGAACUGUUGUAAUCACUGAUAGCCUCUUGUAUGUCAAUCACAUGUCCGAAACAGCUGCCUUUUUACCAGCCAGUGCUCUCUGACACUGAGUGAUUAUGGUUCAGACAUCAAAUAAUUUGCCACUCACUAAAGAUAUCUUGCUAGCUUAAUCAAGACUAGAAGCAACUGUACAAUGGAAAUGGAGGGGAAGAGUUUGAUAUCAUUUUACAAAAAAUUAAUUUUCUAGAAAUGUUUUUGAUAAUUUUUUUUGAGAGAUAUUAACUCAGCUUUCACAAGAAUGAACCAUAUUUGACUAUCUACCUUGGUUGUUCAGUUGAUUAAUCAAAAAAUAAGUUGCCAGUGAGAUUUGUUUUCACUUGUAUAUAAUAAUAUAAUACAGUGACCAUAUUGUGGUGUA